CGGGACUCGGCUCGCCUUAUGAGGGUGGUUUGUACUUCUGGGACCCGGAAUCGGAGCUGAGAGGCUUCUAGUCGGCUCUGUUCCGGACAAGGAGCCACCGACAUGGGAAAGAGGGCAGUGAUCACCAGGCCGGGAAAGGAACCGUGCCUGGCAGCCUCGUCGCCCAAUUUCAGAACGCCGCCACUGCCCCCUGUCGGGACUACAUUUCCCAGGGGCCGUUGCGGCGAGAGGACACGCCCACUUCCGGCGAGGGCUUGAAGUGCGGGCGUGAGCGAGUCGGGCCGGUCCUGAGGGGAAAGCCGGGUCGGGCGGCGGCGGUGGCUGGGCCCGGGAGGCCCCGACGGGUCGGCGUUCCGGUCUGCGCGUGGGGGGCGGGCGUGAACGUGCGCGCGCGACUUGGCGACUGUGUGACUGACGGUGCGUGGUGUGUGUGUGAGAGGAUGUUACUGACGGGGAGGGGGCGGCGGGUCCGUGUGCGAAUGGGGGCAGUGUGCGAGACGUGACUGAUGAGGAGGGAUGUGUGUGACUGCGGCGUGUGUUUGUGCACGUCCCAGCAGCGCGUGAGACACGCUGUGUAUUGGAAUGAAUGAGGGAUUUUACGUGGCUGAGAGCGGAAACCCUCCUGGGAGAGACCCCACUCCCCUCUGAGUCAACCCCCGAGCGCCCGGUGUGGGCCAAAGCCCUCGAGUCCUGGGGGGGUGCCCGUCUGCCCCACCUGAGGGGGCGGACCUCAGGACACGUCCAGACGUGCACGGACGGAGUACAGAGGUGAGGACACUGAAGCAUAGAGAAGAUAAGUAAUCGCUAAGUGGAGGAGCCAGGCUUCAGAUCCAGGACAGGCUGACUCUAGAGUCCCCCUCUGUGCUGGCUCUCAUGCAAUCCCCUCAACAACUGCUUGAGCUCUGCCUCUCAGGGUAAAGCCCUUCUCCAGAUGAGGAGCCAGGAAGAGGAGGAGGUGACAGGAAUUGAACUUCUUAAAGCCAUGUCCCCGGAUUCAUUGACUUUCACAGAUGUGGCCAUAGACUUCUCCCAAGAUGAGUGGGAAUGGCUGAAUCUUGCUCAAAGGAGUUUGUACAAGAAGGUGAUGUUGGAGAACUACAGGAACCUGGUUUCCUUGGGUCUUUGCAUUUCUAAACCAGAUGUGAUCUCCUUAUUGGAACAAGGUAAAGAGCCCUGGUUGAUGAAAAGAGAGAUGACAAGAGGUCUAUGCCCAGACUUGGAAUAUGUGUGGAUGACCAGGGAAUUAUCUCCAAACCAGGACAUUUAUAAAGAAAAAUUAUCCCAGGCAAUGCUAAUGGAAAGACUUACAAGCUAUGACCUUGAAUGUUCCACAUUAGGGGAAAACUGGAAUUGUGAAGACCUGUUUGAGAGGGAGCCGGUAAGUAGGAAGACACAUUUUAGGCAAGAGACAAUCACCCAUAUAGAUACCCUUCUUGAGAAAAGAGACAACUCUAACAAACCUGGGACAGUUUUUCAUCUGAAUACAUUAUCUUAUAUAAAACAAGUAUUUCCCAUGGAAGAGAGAAUAUAUACUUUUGACACAGAUAAGAAAAUCUUAAAAACACAUUCAUUUCUUAAAAAACACAAACAAGUCUAUGGAGAAAAGAAACUUUUGAAAUGUAAUGACUGUGAGAAAACUUUCAGCAAAAUCUCAACCCUUACUCUUCAUCAAAGAAUUCAUACCGGAGAGAAACCCUAUGAAUGUACUGACUGUGGGAAGGCUUUUAUCCAGAGUGCCCACCUUGCUCAACAUCAGAGAAUACACACAGGAGAAAAACCUUUUGAAUGUACUGAAUGUGGGAAAGCCUUCAGCCAGAAUGCUCAUCUUAUUCAACAUCAGAGAGUUCAUACUGGAGAAAAACCUUAUCAAUGUAAGCAGUGUAAUAAAGCCUUCAGCCAGCUUGCACAUCUUGCUCAACAUCAGAGGGUUCAUACUGGAGAGAAACCCUAUGAAUGUAUUGAAUGUGGAAAGGCUUUUAGUGAUUGUUCAUCCCUUGCUCAUCAUCGAAGGAUUCAUACUGGGAAAAGACCUUAUGAAUGUAUCGACUGUGGGAAAGCUUUCAGGCAGAAUGCAUCUCUAAUACGUCAUCGGAGGUAUUAUCACACUGGAGAGAAACCCUUCGAUUGCAUUGAUUGUGGGAAGGCUUUCACUGAUCACAUAGGACUUAUUCAGCAUAAGAGAAUUCAUACUGGAGAGAGGCCUUACAAAUGUAAUGUAUGUGGGAAGGCUUUUAGCCACGGGUCAUCCCUGACUGUGCAUCAGAGAAUUCAUACAGGAGAGAAACCUUAUGAGUGUAGUAUCUGUGAGAAGGCCUUCAGCCAUCGUGGCUCACUUACUCUUCAUCAAAGAGUUCAUACUGGAGAGAAACCCUAUGAAUGUAAGGAAUGUGGGAAAGCUUUUCGGCAGAGCACACACCUUGCUCAUCAUCAGAGAAUUCAUACUGGAGAGAAACCUUAUAAAUGUAAGGAAUGCAGCAAAACCUUCAGCCAGAAUGCACACCUUGCACAACACCAGAAAAUACACACUGGAGAGAAACCUUAUGAAUGUAAGGAUUGUGGUAAGGCCUUCAGUCAAAUUGCACACCUUGUUCAACACCAGAGAGUUCAUACUGGCGAGAAGCCUUAUGAAUGUAUUGAAUGUGGGAAGGCCUUUAGCGAUGGCUCCUAUCUUGUUCAACAUCAGAGACUCCACACUGGCAAAAGACCAUAUGAAUGUCUUGAAUGUGGGAAGGCAUUCAGACAGAGGGCAUCCCUGAUUUGCCACCAAAGGUGUCAUACAGGCGAGAAACCUUAUGAAUGUAACGUUUGUGGGAAAGCCUUUAGCCAUCGUAAAUCCCUUACUCUACAUCAAAGAAUUCAUACAGGAGAGAAACCUUAUGAGUGUAAGGAAUGUAGGAAAGCCUUCAGCCAGAUUGCCCAUCUUACACUACAUAAGAGAAUUCAUACUGGAGAAAGGCCCUAUGAAUGUAAAGAAUGUGGAAAAGCCUUCAGGCAGAGUGUACAUCUUGCUCAUCAUCGGCGAAUUCAUACUGGAGAGUCAUCCUCAAUUAUUCCUUCCUGCUCACCCCCAUACCACCAAAUCCUCUAAAUUCAAUCUUCUAAAUACCUCUGGAAUCCAUCUGCUUUUUUCCAGUCCAUGUCCCAUCAUGAUAGUCCAAGACACAACCAUCUUAUUUGGAUUUCUGCAAUAGCAUUGUAACCAUUUUCCCUCUUGUUCCUCUCAAGUGCAUUUUUAACACUGUAGCGAGCUUCAUCUUUUAAAAAUAAAAAUAUAUAUUCAUGUUACUUUCCCAUUUCAAAUGCUUGUUUUGAAGAAUAUGUUAGGUAAUCCAUUUAAAGAGUUCAGCACACAAUCCUUUUCAUACAAUUAGUGCUGUUAAGGUAACGAUUUCCUUACAAUCAUAUUAAGCUGUAAGUAAAAAGAAUUAGUAGGUAAAGACUAACAAACCUACAGAUUUGAGGACAGAGGACUCUUUACUCUCCCAGUAGGUAGGAAAGAUGAAUUCGUUCAGAGUUGAAAGGUUGUAUGAUGUACAAGGUAACAUGGUGGCCUCCCACUCCCUCUGUAUGAAUAUAAGGACAUAUAGCAUUGUUGAUGAGGAACUCUCACUCCGCCUGGCACCCAGAAGUGACAAUAGGCCAAUUAGAACAAAAGCACUUGGUAGAAUGUAGGGCUAGCCCAGGGGAUAGUAUUAAAAACAAACUAAGCCAGCUAGAAAACUUGAAUAGAUUAAUGCCAUGAAGUGAACUGGAAAAGGUAGUUCAACACUUUCACCUGUAGAAAAGCACCAUAGGUAAUUCCUGUGAUAUUUCAGUUGUCCUAGAGCAUAAAAUACAGUAAAGCUUCCUAUCUUGUUCUAUGAGACUGACAGACUGAUACCAAAACAGAAAAACGUAUAUGCUGCAAUUAGCUUAUGAAUGUAGAUGUUAAAACUUAGUUAAACUUAUUUUUUAAAUAUUAAAAAAUACAGUAAAUGGAAAGCUAGACAUGUCUCUGUAUAGAAUGACUCAGUCUGGCAAAGAUAUUUCUCCCCAAGUUAAAUAUGUAGAUUCACUGAUAUUCCAAUAAAAAUCUCCCAUGUAUUUUUAAGUUGAAAAGCUGAUUUCUGACCAUCUAUAGAAUUGUGAUAUAGCAAGGAAUGUAGUACUACAUUCCCAAUUCAUUCAUUUAACAUUGAGCAUUUAGUAAUGUGUCAGGCACUGUUUCAGGUGCUGGGGAUAGAGCAGGAUACAAAAUGUACAAAAAGUUUUGCCCUCACAGAUGUAGUGGGAGAAGACAAAAAAAAUUUGAAAUACCUACUGUGUGAUAAGAAUGUGAUAUGUAUCAUGAUGAGAAAUGAUCUAAAGAGGGAGCUAGGAAUUGCUGGGA
Messenger RNA from Diceros bicornis minor, 4369 nucleotides. RefSeq names its product zinc finger protein 470 (gene ZNF470). Gene Ontology annotation, biological process: regulation of transcription by RNA polymerase II. Lineage: Eukaryota; Metazoa; Chordata; Mammalia; Perissodactyla; Rhinocerotidae. The transcript is spliced from 6 exons. The record is from RefSeq and is a predicted model, not a curated record. Bases 932 to 3088 code for a protein of 718 amino acids. Gene Ontology annotation, cellular component: nucleus. Gene Ontology annotation, molecular function: DNA-binding transcription activator activity, RNA polymerase II-specific; RNA polymerase II cis-regulatory region sequence-specific DNA binding.